Cooperia oncophora is the source of this 735-nucleotide messenger RNA. NCBI's taxonomy places the organism in Eukaryota, Metazoa, Nematoda, Chromadorea, Rhabditida, Trichostrongylidae. The record is from the annotation of a GenBank genome assembly.
AUGGUCCGCUCUCGUGGACUGAAUCGCGCCGGCAACAUCCUCAUCCCGAACGACAACUAUUGCGCGUUCGAGGAUUGGCUGUCACCCAUUCUUGAUGAUUGCUUGAAGGAGCAGGAAGAAGGUGGAUACAGCUGGACUCCUUCAAAGCUCAUAAAACGAUUAGGAGAGAAAAUCAACAACGAGGAUUCCAUACUUUACUGGGCAGCGCGAAAUCACAUUCCUAUCUUCUGCCCAGCUUUGACAGACGGAAGCCUCGGGGAUAUGCUGUAUUUUCACUCCGUCAAAAACUCGCCGGGACUUCGUUUAGACAUUGUGGAGGCCAGUGACAUUGUUCAUUGUGGUUUUGUUUUGGUUUCAACGAGCGUGCACAGUAAUCUGAUAAGUGGACCUUUUUUCUUGCACGAGCGACACAGGGACGUGCGUCAUAUCAAUACGAUGGCAGUGAAGAGCCACAAGACGGGAACUUUAAUUCUUGGGGGCGGAGUCGUAAAACAUCACAUCAAUAAUGCGAAUCUGAUGAGGAAUGGCUCGGAUUUCACCGUCUAUAUCAAUACCGGAAUGGAGUUUGAUGGUUCAGACUCUGGUGCGCAGCCCGACGAAGCGGUUAGCUGGGGGAAGGUGAAACCCGCAGCUCAAUCUGUGAAGGUGUGCGCAGAUGCCACGUUGGUGUUUCCGCUGCUGGUGGCUGAAACGUUCGCCAAAAGAGUUUACAAAAAAGCCAAAACCACUACGUAA